Molecule: messenger RNA, 1066 nt
Organism: Nematolebias whitei (Rio pearlfish)
Lineage: Eukaryota; Metazoa; Chordata; Actinopteri; Cyprinodontiformes; Rivulidae
Source: RefSeq, a predicted model, not a curated record
UUGCUUGAUAUAGCUUCAACAUUGGGCAGGCUCAACCAAUACAACUUCAAUGAAACAGACACAUCACUUCCUGAACUGGAGAGGCUGAUAUUGGAAUUUUUCUCGUUGAAGGGUAACCUGACAAUUCCUCUCUCUAACAUCAUGAGGUACAGUCUGCUAAACUAUACUGGCUACUUCAACCCCAACUAUGUGGCCAAUCUCACAGAAGCCAUCCAACCUUUCACCAACCAGACCACAGCUAGUAUUAUAGAAGCCAUCCUCAGAGCCACUGAACUUCUAAAGACACUGACAGAUUCUCCAAAUGGUGACCCAACUAACAUCAUUCUUGGGUACUUGCACCAGAUUCAACAGUUCAUGAUUUCUGCUUUCAGACUACAGUCAGUUGAAUAUCUCCUGAUGCCAAAAGAACAGCUGAAUACAACCCAAGUCACUGAUCUCCACAUGGUUUUGAUGAACGUUCUCAGCCUAUUGACUCCUGAGAGCCUUCAGGUGCUAACUCAGUCUGGACCAGAUGCUGCCCAAAACAUUGUCAUUCAGAAGUUUGUAGCACUACUACCAUCUGGUGUGCAAGGAGAUGCUGCUAGCUUUGUUCAAGAUUUUAAAGCUCUGCAGAACCAGGUGGCUAAUUGCACAGAAGAAACAGGACAGAACUGUCUGCAGGGAAUUUUACAAAUCCCCACAAUUCUUUCUCAAAUUGUAGAAAUGAUGCUUGCAACCAAUGGCGGGGUCACUAUUCAAAUAUCUCCAAAUAAUUCAGCUGCCUGGAGUCAGGAAUAUGAAGUCCUUACAGCUACCUUCUUCUCACUCCUCUUGCCAACAAAUGAUACUGCCUAUGUAGAAACAAUCAAACAGGCUCUUCAUUUCCUCCGGUUAGUGACAAAUAUGACAGAUGUUACGGGGUCCAGUGUUGAGAAUGCUUUGCUGGAAUCAAAUCUAACCAUUCACCAGCUGGAUGAAAUUGUUGCUGUAGUUGGAGCUGCCAACAUGAAUGAUCUGAUGACAAAAGUGAUGAGGAUUGUUGAUGCAAAUGAGUGUUUUAAACCUCAAAACACCAUGGUGGAAACAA